Messenger RNA from Symbiodinium pilosum, 618 nucleotides. Lineage: Eukaryota; Dinophyceae; Suessiales; Symbiodiniaceae. The record is from the annotation of a GenBank genome assembly.
AUGUACGGGCUGCGCCUGAUCAACAACAACUAUGUCGCCAACGGCACUGGCAAGGACGUCACCAUCAUUUACGAUCCUUCGUUUCGUGGUGGCAAGCUUGGAAGCGUCAACCAGAUGCAGCAUUUUCCCAACCCAAAGGCAGGCCCUGCAAAGCUCCGUAAGCUUCCAGAUACCGGCCUCGACGCGCGGGAUGAAGGAUACAAGCAGAAAUUGAAUUGUGGAAAAUCGGCUGCAGUGACCGUCAAAGAGGCCAAGGCUAAAAUCAGCGACGGCUCCAGAUUCAGGUUUCAGGACGAUGCUAACAAGACCUUUGGCGCGGUCAUGUCUUUGAAGUCCCUGCCUGCUAGCCGCGAACUGAUCCGGGCAUCGUCCGCUCCCAGCCUUCAAGCGGCUGCCACCUGCAAUUUCAGGACCCGUUGGGAUCUCCCUGCGGCAAUGAUAGAUAACACAGAGGCAGCAGCGGUGAGCCGUGAGGAGGACCUUUCCGAUAUCAAGAAGGGCCUCCUCCCCACUUAUUGGAGGCCCAAGGAUCCUGCGCUGGAUUGGCCUGCGCCGGGAUUCCUGCAUCCAUGCCAUGGAUUUUCCAGGACGGAUGGCGGCAUGCCGUGGCCGAACUGA